This is a messenger RNA of Lactuca saligna, 537 nucleotides long. NCBI's taxonomy places the organism in Eukaryota, Viridiplantae, Streptophyta, Magnoliopsida, Asterales, Asteraceae. The record is from the annotation of a GenBank genome assembly.
AUGGCUCGUGGUAAAGACAAGAUAUACUUUGACCAGACGUGCUCGGAAUCUUUUUGUCGAUUCGGGGGAAGUUCUCGUACCUUCACCUCUACAAUUCGGAAUCAAUGGGAGAAUGGAAAAUUGCUCAAGUGGGCUGUUGGGCGUAAUCUAGAGGCGGAGGACGAAGCGAAUGUAGAGGACACAGCAUAUCCAGGGAAGGAAGAUGGACUGGACUCACUCUCAUUCAUGGCAUGGGCAAAAGCAGCCCUAAUGACUUUCAGUGAAGAUAUGCUUAUACGGCGAACCCUCCUCUCGGUGAUGUGGGUGAGAAACCCAAAUCAGAAAAGCUCAGCAAGCCAAUGGCUCAACGGUUCUCACCACCCUCCUCUGGCGCAAACACCGUUUGCUGCGCUGCGCUCAUCACGAGAAGCCGGGGAACUCUCUUGGGUGGACUUCAAGCGCGAUGAUAGUCAGUCUGAAGUUUUCUACUAUGCCAUCUUUAUUAGUUCAAAGACCGGGCUUGGGGGUUGGUCUCAGUGGUCAAUGAAAAUGUACUAG